AUGGCGGAAUCUGGCAAAACAAAACUCCCGGAUUCCGCGGAAGAUAAUGGGCCAGUUUCUAAGAAAGCGCGAGUGGCUGACGAGGUUCUUAGUGAACCCGCUGCUGGGAGUUCCGGUGGAAUGAUGCUGGAAGACUUGCCCAAAGAAAUCUCCGAGGCUUUGGACGAACUCGAUUCAUGUCAAAGAGAAAUUGAUGCGUUGAACGAGAAGGCGAGUGAAGAAAUCCUCAAAGUCGAGCAAAAGUUUAAUAUUCUGAGAAGACCGAUGUACGGAAACCGAACCGAAAUAAUUGCCAGAAUACCCCAAUUCUGGCUAACGGCAUUCACAAACCACCCUCAAAUUUCACCCAUGAUCGAUGAAGAAGAAGAAAAAUGUCUACAAUAUCUGCGAGACAUGGUUGUCGACGAGAAUGAUGAUAUAAAGUCAGGUUAUAAGAUCAAGUUCAUUUUCGAGGAUAAUCCGUAUUUUGAUAACAACGAAUUGGUGAAGGACAUACAUCUUCCUUACGAAUCACCAGAAGAUCGACCAUCCGUUGAAAGCACAGAAAUCAAGUGGAAAGCUGGCAUGGAUCUUCUGAAAGUGAAGGAGAAGAAACCCAAACGACGUGGUCGAGCGUGGGCUGACAAUACAGUGUCAUUCCUUGAGUGGUUGACCCAUGGUGGGGAUCCUUCUGGUGAUGAAAUUGCAGAGAUUCUCAAAGACGACAUGUGGCCGAAUCCGAUGCAAUAUUACUUAGCUCCGGAGGUUGAGCUUGAGGCGAAUGGACUUUCUGAUGAGGAUGAAGAAGAGGAGGGCGUAGAAGAAGAGAGUGACGUAGAGCCGGACACCGUUGUCAUCCUGGAUGACGAAGAAGAAGGUGAAGGGGAAGAGGACAGUGAAGAUAAUCUAGCUGGCGAAGAAGCAGGCGGGGAAAAUGAGCCGACGGACGAGCUGGAAAAAGACGAAGAACCUUAAAAAUCUUCGAGUCGCAUAACACUUGCUUUACCGUGUGUGGAGCAUUUGCGGUGUCGUACUUCCGCAGAGAAAAGCGAAAAUGAAUUUGAGGUUUCUUUGAUUUUUUGUUUGUUUCGAAUGCCUGCUCCGUAUCUGCGUCGUCUUGUUGCGUGUUUCAAUUUUUCUGAUUUGCUCGAGAGGGGGAUUAAAAAGGCUUUUCUUUUUGGUAUUCGGAUGAUGCUCCGGAUUCCUUAGAA
This is a messenger RNA of Notodromas monacha, 1190 nucleotides long. The record is from the annotation of a GenBank genome assembly. Lineage: Eukaryota; Metazoa; Arthropoda; Ostracoda; Podocopida; Cyprididae.